AUGAGCUCCGGACUAGUCCCGCGGGACGGGACGCGCGAGCAUGAGCCCAUGCUGGGGGGCCGAUCGUCCGUGGAUUCCGACGUGGAGAGCCGACCGAGCGACACCCUCCUGUCCAGCUCCGCCGACUUUGAUGAGAAAGCGGCCUACAGACGCCCUGCGGGGAGGAGGUCCUUCAAGUGGAUUCUGGGUCUCACUUGCCUGUCGAUGCUGUUGCUCUUCGGUCUCAUCUUCCUUCAGUUUUUCAACGUACAGAGCAAGGCGGCGCCGCCGGAAGAGGCCCACGGCGAGGACAACCACGCCGGCGAGCAGCAACAGCAGGAUGAGCCCAUCCCGACGCCCGAGCCGGAGCCCGUGGCAGAAGUCACGCCGACGAUCGUCGCGACAACGAGCUUGGUCCCCACGCAGACGCCUGAGGUCAAGUUGACGCCUGAACAGCAGUUCGACUUGAAAACUGGAUUUGCGGUAUCAAACGCGACGACGCUACGCGAAUAUGUUUUCAACAUUACCAGACAGUCGCACUCACCUGAUGGAUUCGAGAAAUCGAUGAUCUUAAUCAACGGACAGUCCCCCGGACCACUCAUUGAGGCAAACACCGGCGACACAGUCCGUGUAACCGUCAACAACCAGAUGCUACAGGAAAGCACGACCAUUCAUUGGCACGGUAUCGACCAGAGGAACACACCUUGGAUGGAUGGCGUUCAUGGCGUUACCCAGUGCGCGAUUCCUCCUGGUCAAGGCUUCACUUACCAGUUCAACCUCACUGAACAACGAGGGACGUUUUGGUGGCAUGCCCAUGUCACCGUUCAGGUCACUGAUGGACUAUUUGGACCCUUGAUCAUUCAUGACCCGGAUGAGAAGAUUCCGGCAGUUGAUGAUGACAAGAUUCUCAUGGUUGGUGACUUGUUCCAUGAGUACGGAGGAAACCUCCUCAAUCAAUACUUGAGCGCCACACCUCCCUGGGCGCCUACGAAGCCUGGCAGAGAGCCUCCGCCAGACAACGUCAUCAUCAAUGGAAAGAACACAUUCAACUGCUCCAGCAUUGCCGAACACAAAACAGGCGCCGACAAGGCCGCCGACAAAGGUAGCGGCGAACACAACAUGGCAGACAUGGACAUGACCGACAUGAAGGACCAUGACGGUCACAAGAUGGGAGGUCACAGCUCAAAGCGAGACGACUCAUCCAAGUGCACCUGGGGCACCUUGCACAACACGCGCGUAAAGAGCGGAUCAAAGUCCCGUCUCCGCCUCAUCAAUCACGGCACUUCAACCCCGAUCUUCGUCACCGUCGACAAUCACACCAUGGAGAUUGUUGAAAUCGACGGCGUCGAGGUCAACCCCAUCGCGACCACCCGUGUGUACAUGAACCCAGGCCAACGCUACUCCGUCAUCGUCAACGCCAACCAGACCGCCGGCAACUACCUCAUUCGUGCGGACGCUGCCGUCAGGUGCUUCCACAUGUCGCACAAGAACCACAAGUCCGGCAUGCACGGUGCUCCGUUCGGGGCCACCGCCAUCUUGUCGUACGAUGAGACGGACAUUGGCGUCCCGCCGAUGGGCCAGGCCUGGAAUCUGAAGGCCACUUCGAGCCCUGGCAUUGGUAAGGAACCUUGGGGCAGCCACUGCGAAGACUUGCCCUUCAACUUGCCCAAGCCGAUGAGGAAGAGGACUGCGUACAUUCCUGGAGACAGGAACUUCCAUUACUUCACCUUCCGACAGGACAAGGUUGGGGAUGUCGUGCGCACUCACGUCAAUGAUACGCUCUUCACCCCACUUAAGGAUGACGCGACCUUGUGGAAGGUCAUGGGCCAGGACAUGUCGCUGGAAAACCUGAACUCACCGACCCCGAAGUUGGACUUUGGCAAGGAUCAAUUCGUUCUGUAUUCCAAGGACGACAAGGCGGCCCAGAUCGUCGUCAACUCUGACGCUAUGAUGGUUCACCCUUGGCACUUGCACGGCCAAAACUUCCAAAUCGUUGGCUGGGGUCACGGCUUGUUCGGACAGAGUGGAACGACAUGGAAUUUCGACAACCCUAUGCGGCGAGACACCGUCACCAUCCCCGGGUUUUCGCAUAUCGUUAUCCGCAUUCUAGCUGAUAACCCUGGCGUGUGGGCGUUUCAUUGCCAUUACCUCUGGCACGCCGAAGCUGGCAUGUUCGUCUCUAUUGCGCAGAGAAUGGGCGAGCUCGGGACUUUGCUGGGUUCACUUGAUGCUGCUGGCAAUGCCGAGGCCAUCAAGAAGAAGUUCUGCCCUACGCCGAAUCCUCCAGCAGCGCCAGCAGCGUCAACGCAAACGGCCAAUCCGAUCCAAGUCGGACGAGCAUGA
This is a messenger RNA of Colletotrichum aenigma, 2322 nucleotides long. It is a transcript of the gene Laccase-0, whose product is annotated as Laccase. Lineage: Eukaryota; Fungi; Ascomycota; Sordariomycetes; Glomerellales; Glomerellaceae. The transcript is spliced from 6 exons. The coding region runs from base 1 to 2322 and encodes 773 amino acids. The record is from RefSeq and is a predicted model, not a curated record. Gene Ontology annotation, molecular function: copper ion binding; oxidoreductase activity.